Messenger RNA from Camponotus floridanus (Florida carpenter ant), 2732 nucleotides. Its product is annotated as ATP-binding cassette sub-family G member 4. The record is from RefSeq and is a predicted model, not a curated record. Bases 491 to 2605 code for a protein of 704 amino acids. Lineage: Eukaryota; Metazoa; Arthropoda; Insecta; Hymenoptera; Formicidae. Gene Ontology annotation, cellular component: plasma membrane. Gene Ontology annotation, molecular function: ATP hydrolysis activity; ATP binding; ABC-type transporter activity. The transcript has 12 exons.
UGGUCUCGGACCGUCAUAGCGAGUGUAGCGUAACGAAAGAGGGAGGUGUUAAACGGCUUCUUUGUCUCCCCCACUGCUUGUUGCUUGCUAUCGCAGGCUUUGUUAUCGAAGUAUAAUCCGGUGCAUUUAAAAAUCGCAACGCGUUGCACGCUGCUCGGGAGUGCGCCGCGACACGUGCAGUCGUACAGAUCGAACGUGGUGCUGUCAUCAUCGGCCACCUCAUCGCGCACUUCGGAGCAGAGGUUGACAUGCGUUUCUGUUGCAUCUCAAGGCUAGUUUCGGUGUCCGGGAGUUUCUCCAACAGUAUACAAGAAAAUAUCGUUUAAAGUUACGAAUAUACCAAACGAUGCGGUGAUAAAUCAGUGAGGAAGCAUUCAUUUUUUACUUUUGUGCACCAUAACAUUGAUUUCGAAACAAAACAGUUGUAAAAUCGAGACAAACUCGGAUUGGUAUUCGAGAAAGAAACGUGAAAAUAAUCUCAUUAAAAAAGAUGACGCUUGAGGGAAAUUGUUCAACGGAUGAUGACAACAAUCGAGUUUUGUUCCAAUCCAGGAAAAACUCGGUGCGGUUGCAGAUAGUGCCAGCGCAGCCGAAAACUAUUACGCACCUGCCGAAGAGACCACCAGUCGAUUUGGCGUUUACUGAUCUCAUAUAUAAAGUUCGAGAAGGCCACAAAAAUAAUGUGAAGACGAUUCUCAAAUCUGUCAGCGGCAGAUUGCGAUCCAACGAGCUGACGGCUAUUAUGGGUCCUUCUGGUGCGGGAAAGUCAACGCUCCUAAAUAUUCUCACCGGAUACAAAACGACAGGUACAGAGGGUAGCAUUACAAUAAAUGGUCACGAAAGAAAUCUCAGUGCCUUCAGGAAACUCUCCUGCUACAUCAUGCAGGAUAAUCAAUUGUACGGGAAUCUAACGGUAGCGGAAGCUAUGAAAGUUGCAGCGAGUCUUAAGCUUAGCUCACACAUCGACAAAGCAGAGAAAGAAGAAGUGAUUCAGGAAAUCCUUGAAACUCUCGGUUUAUCUGAGCACCGCCGUACCAUGACCUCGAAUCUGAGUGGUGGUCAGAAGAAAAGGCUUUCUAUUGCUCUGGAACUGGUCAAUAACCCACCUAUAAUGUUUUUCGAUGAACCAACUAGUGGCUUGGACUCCUCAUCUUGUUUCCAGUGCAUUUCGUUGUUGAAGACGUUAGCACGAGGCGGUAGAACGAUAAUCUGUACUAUUCAUCAGCCCAGCGCAAGACUUUUCGAGAUGUUCGAUGCUCUCUACACAUUAGCCGAAGGACAAUGCGUCUAUCAAGGCUCCACAUCACAACUGGUGCCUUUUCUCAGAACAAUUGGCCUCAAUUGUCCGAGCUAUCAUAAUCCAGCGUCGUUUAUUAUUGAGGUAUCAUGCGGUGAAUACGGCGACAAUAUCAAGAACUUAGUAAAUGCGAUAAACAAUGGCAAAUAUGAUAUACGCGAGGGAUAUCCGUUUCCUGAGACGAAGGAAGAAAUGAACAAUUGUGCUGCCUCAACGGGAAUUCUGAAGAAUGGCGAUAAUAUAGAAAAAAUUAAAAUCAAAGACAAGAACGACGUUAACAAUUUAGAGGAGAAGUUUGCGGAGCAGAAAUUAAACGAAAUUAGUAAUGAGAAACUUAUAUCGGGCUAUGCGAUGAAUGACAUUGCUAAGCAAGCGAUGGAAGUGGCAAUUCCUGUGGACUCGGAUAAGAAAGACAAUGCUAGUAUGGCUUUGCUCGAUGAAUCCAUUGCAAUAACUCCGGAAAGAUAUCCUACGUCCGAAUGGUUACAAUUCUACAUUAUUCUAAAGCGUGCUUUACUCUUCAGUCGUAGAGAUUGGACUCUUAUGUAUCUCCGACUUUUUGCUCACCUUUUGGUAGCGUUAUUAAUCACCGCGCUAUAUUACGAUAUUGGAAAUGAUGGCGCUAAAGUACUUAGCAAUCUCGGAUUUCUGUUUUUCAAUAUGUUAUUUCUUAUGUAUACUUCCAUGACAAUCACCAUUCUAUCCUUCCCACUGGAACUGCCUGUACUUUUAAAAGAGAACUUCAAUAGAUGGUACUCUCUCAAAUCAUAUUAUCUUGCAAUUACUCUUUCUGAUAUACCAUUUCAGAUUAUAUUUUGUGUAAUGUAUGUCACUAUCGUUUAUUUCUCGACGAGUCAACCGGCAGAUAUGACGCGAUUUUUGAUGUUCUUGAGUACUUGUCUGCUAAUUUCUUUUGUCGCGCAAUCGGUGGGCUUUGUGGUCGGCGCUGCGAUGAAUGUGCAGAAUGGCGUGUUUCUGGCGCCAGUAAUGUCGGUGCCAUUCCUUCUUUUCUCGGGCUUCUUUGUCAGUUUCGACGCGAUUCCGAUCUAUCUACGAUGGAUCACGUAUCUCAGCUACAUUAGAUAUGGUUUCGAGGGAACUGCUUUGACAAUUUAUGGCUACGGUCGAGAGAAACUAAAAUGUUUCCAGGUAUAUUGUCACUUUAAAAAUCCGGAAAUGACACUUGAGGAACUGGACAUGCUCGAUGCCGACUUUACUCUAGAUAUCCUCGCUCUCCUUCUCAUAUUCGUUGUGCUUCGAAUCGCCGCGUAUUUCUUCCUUCGUUGGAAGAUUAAGAAUGCUCGGUAAAUUGUCGAUACACGCAAACUACUGUAAGAUAUUCUAAAAUGGAAAUUUAAAUUUCGAUGCCUCACAAUACGUGAGUAAAAACUGAGAAAAUUUAUGCAAAGAUUUUGGUGGCAUUUCUCGGCGGCAA